AUGCCCGUCCCCCAUCCCCCAUCCACCUCCCCACCAACCCACCAAAUAUACAUCCAAUCCCUCGCCCUCCUUUCACCCUACCGCUCCAAAGGCCUCGCAACAGCCGUCCUAAAAGAAAUCAUAUCAUGCGCCGUAUUCCGCAGUGAAAGCGCGCGCAUCGAGAGCGUAUACGCACAUGUAUGGACGCAAAACCAAGAAGGUCUAGAAUGGUACACGAAACGCGGAUUCCACCGCGAAGAAAACGUGCUUGUGGGAUAUUACCGCAAGCUUAAACCAGAUACGGCUUUUGUGCUAAGGAGGAAAAUACUGGCUAGUGAUUACCUGAAUUCCCUUCCUCCAGCUCCAACACAGCUUUCUCAACUUCAGCCAUUGGCGAAUGCAGAAGCGGAAGUGGAAGCAGAGGUUGGGGUGAACGGGAAUGGAAAGGGCAUAAGACCAGAUGGUUUAGUCCACGCGCGGAGUUUUCAAGAUAGGGGCCCUGAAAGAGAAUGGAAUGAUUUACCGGAAGACGUACUCGGGAAUGCCAAUGCAACUGGCAGUGGGUUCUUGAAACCCAAAGUAGAAGAGGGGAGUGCGGCGAGUUCGAGGAGUAGCUCGAGGAGUGGGAAGAAGAAGAGGGUUUAUCCGGCUGCUGCUUUUGGGUCUUGA
Molecule: messenger RNA, 648 nt
Organism: Lachnellula hyalina
Lineage: Eukaryota; Fungi; Ascomycota; Leotiomycetes; Helotiales; Lachnaceae
Gene: san
Product: putative N-acetyltransferase
Exons: 1
Coding region: 1-648 (215 amino acids)
Biological process (GO): mitotic sister chromatid cohesion
Cellular component (GO): NatA complex
Molecular function (GO): acyltransferase activity, transferring groups other than amino-acyl groups
Source: RefSeq, a predicted model, not a curated record